Messenger RNA from Linderina pennispora, 890 nucleotides. RefSeq names its product UMP-CMP kinase. The transcript has a single exon. Lineage: Eukaryota; Fungi; Kickxellomycota; Kickxellomycetes; Kickxellales; Kickxellaceae. Bases 96 to 818 code for a protein of 240 amino acids. Gene Ontology annotation, molecular function: UMP kinase activity; ATP binding. The record is from RefSeq and is a predicted model, not a curated record. Gene Ontology annotation, cellular component: nucleus; cytoplasm. Gene Ontology annotation, biological process: UDP biosynthetic process; 'de novo' pyrimidine nucleobase biosynthetic process; CDP biosynthetic process.
AAAACAGCAAGGGCAGCGGAAAGUCACGCCUGAUUUUUGGUUUCCACCCGUUCGCGAUUGUGGCCUCGCUGUCACUGCUGGGGUCGGGCUACAUGAUGAUCAUCAAGCCGUACCUGGAGUGGAACGAGAAGCAGAAGAAGGAACGUGACGAGAAGCAAGCGAAGAUCGACGGCGCGGCGUACUCCGAGGAGGAGAUCAAGCAGUUCCCGUUCGACAAGAAGACAAUUGUGUUUGUGCUCGGUGGACCUGGAUCGGGCAAGGGCACGAACUCGGAGAAGCUCGUGGAUGACUUUGGAUUCGUGCAUUUGUCGGCUGGCGACUUGCUGCGCGCCGAGCAGAAGCGGCCGGUGUCUCAGUAUGGCGAUCUGAUUGCGUACUAUAUCAAGGAGGGCCUCAUUGUUCCCCACGAGAUCACAAUCGGGCUGCUGCGCAACGCCAUGAUGGACCACCCUGAGAGCGACCGGUUCCUGAUUGACGGAUUCCCGCGCAACCUGGUGCAGGCCAAGGCGUUUGAGGACACAGUUUGCAAGGCUAAGAAGGUGCUGUACUUUGAGUGCCCCGAGUCCGUGCUGCUGGAGCGUUUGUUGAACCGCGGAAAGACCAGCGGCCGCUCCGAUGACAACAUCGAGUCAAUCAAGAAGCGCUUCAAGACGUAUUUCAACGACAGCAUGCCAGUCAUCACCGAGUACGCUAAGGAGGGCAAGGUCAUCACUGUGUCAUGCAAGGGCACUAUGGACAGUGUGUACAAGAACACGUACGACCAGGUCGAGCAGUUCUUCAAGGGUAUCGGCCAGGAGGCCCGCCCCAAGAGCCAGUAAGCGAAAUUUAUAUAUUUGACCAUAAGCACGUUUUCUAGUAGAAUGAGUAGCUCCUGUCAGAUUUCCCGUCGG